GUUUUUUGUUUUGAUGAUGAGUUCCUCCACUCUUGGCGAUGGACCGCACGAAGUCACUGCUCAUCCGCAUCCGGUGAGCUUCAGCUCCACUGCGGGAUGGAGCUGUGACGGUGCAAGGACUGUCCCUGGCGGCUGCAGCGGCGGCUCCGUGUCGGGCGCACGUCGGUUUCGGUGCUGCGAGCGCUGCAAUUUUGAUCUGUGUGACAAGUGCGUUGCUGCAAGCCUGAAGAGCCCGCCUGCUGCCGAUGCUGCUGCUGCUGCUGCUGCUGAUGCUGCUGGUGCUUCUGCGUCCAACGCAGCACCGAUUGGCGAUGAUGAGCUCGUGUUCACCAAGCAGCACGGACAUCCCGUCAAGUACUGCUCGCAGGCUGGUUGGAGCUGCGAUGGAUGCCGCGGCCGCCCUGAAGCCCCGAUCAAGCGGUACAAGUGCGCGCAGGGCUGCAACUUUGACGUGUGCACGCCUUGCCUGAUGAGCUCUCGGCUCGCGGCGGACGACCCCUCGGUGCUGCAGAAGGAAGUCGACGCGGCGACAGAGUUUUUCAGGUCGAAACUGUCCUACGCCAAGUCCCAGCCCGUGACCUGGAUGGAACGCGUGACAGAGGCGUACACGGAAGUGCGUGCCCGGAUUGCGACGCUGCAGGCCAACACGGCGUUGGCGACCAACAACGACCUGCAGGCCCUGAUUGCACAGACGCAACUGACCAUGGCAACGCACGAGGACAGCCUGAUGGCGCAGGUGGCAGAGCGCAAGCUGGACGACGACAAGGGUUUUGUGCAGCGUCGGAUUGCCUACGCCCGCCAGAAUGGGCUGCGAUUCAUGGACCGUGUCGCUGAGGCACACACCGACGUGCAAACCCGACUGGCUGCGAUGGAGACCAACGUGCACUACCAGCGCCUGGAUCCUGGACUGCAGGCGUACAUUGACGAGCAACGCGCGGCCGUGCAGGCGUACGAGCGCGAGCUGGCGCUGGAGAAGCGCAAGUCGGAUCUGAGCGACGACAUUGGCUACGUUCGUCGUCGGCACCAAGAGAUUGUGAACAACCACCUGCCUCGUUUCCCCGACCGUGCUCGGGAUGCAGCCAAGGAGGCAAAGCAGCGACUGGACAAGGUCGGUGACUGCGAGGCGUUCUACGGCCUGGACGAGGUGGACACGUUCCUGGCCGAGUUUACACCAAAGCUGCGCGACGCACUCGCCGAGGCCGACCGACUGCUGCUGGAAGACGCCGUGUCCAAGGCGGUGUGGAACCCCAACCACUUUGUGGGCAUGGCCAUCGACACUCUCGAUCGUAUUGGCAGCUACGGUGAUCAGGCACUUGGUCACUUCACCUCGUCGGAGGAGGGCUGGGCGCGACUCGAGUUUGAGCACGAAGACUGGCUGCAGCAGCCCGUGUUUCUGGAGGCCAAGCAAAAGUUCCGCGCCAAGGCGGACGAGUUCCGCAAGCGUCACGACGAGGUGGUGCUGAAGGAGGAGGCCAAGAAGGCGUUGGAGUCGGCGAGGUCCCUGCUGAGCUUUGUGGAGAGCUACCGACGCGGACACUUUGGACAGGCGCUCGACUACCUGCGACAGAGCAAGGACAAGACCGAGGCCAUUCGUGCCGACGCCCGCUUGACUCGUCUGCCCGAAGUGCAAGAGUUCCUGCUCGAGCACACGGCUGCUCUGGCCGCCAAGCAGGCCGAGCUCGAUGAAGAGCUGCUGACCAAGGAGGUUGCCGAUGCGACAAGCAAGGCACUGCAGCUGCUGAGCUUUGUGCCCACCUACUUCAAGUCGGGGCACGAAGGACAGGCGCUCGACUACCUCCAGCAGAGCAAGGAGGCCUGCGACGCAGUGCUGACUGAGUCCAGGUUUGUUGGCCGACCGGAGCUCGAGCCCUUCUUGGUGCAGUACGGCGAAGGUCGGAAGGCCUUCGAGCAGCAGUACCGCGAGACGGUGUUGGCCCGUACGUUCAAGGAGGCGACGGAGAAGGCGACACAGCUGCUGUCACAUGCGUUCACCUACGAUAACAGUGGACACUAUGGGCAGGCGCUCGACUACCUGCGACAGGCCAGGCAUGCUCACAUGGAUGCGAUGACCGACGCGCGACUGCUGCAGGACAUGCAGCAGGAGCUCGCGGCCUUUGAUGGCCAGUUCAAGGCACGAGCGGCCGAGUAUGAGCAGCUCUACAAUGCCCGCACGUACGCUGAGCAGGCCAAGGAGGCUCGCGAGAACGUCAGCAGGCCGCUGGGCUUUGCGCGCAUGCACCUGGACUCGCACCGCAACGGCCAGGCACUCGAGGACUUCCGUCGAGCCCAGUCUGCCUUGAAGGAGCUGCAGGACGAUCCACGAUUCGCUGCCGAUGCUGAGCUGCAGUCGUUCGCUGCCCAGCAGAGUGCACAGGUCGAUGCGUUCAAGGCCGACUUUGAACAGCGCGCGGUGAGCGCCGACUACAAGCAGCAGAGCGAAGGAGCCCUGCAGCUGUUGUCACAUGCCAACACCUACUUUGACUCGCACCACCGUUCACAGGCUCUCGACUACCUGCAGCAGGCCAAGCGCGCGGCGGCGGUCGUCAAUGGCAGCACCACGUUUGCCAACGCAGCGUGUCUGCAAGAGGCGCUGGCCGCGUUCCGUACCCGCUUCACCGCCGAGGCUGUUCGUUUUGCCGAGCGCUACGACACCGCUGUGCUUGAUGGAGAGGUGCGCGAGGCGCUCGACACUGCGCGCCAGCAGCUGAACAACGCCAACACCUACUUUGACUCGCAUCACGACGCGCAGUCGCUCGAGUACUUCCACAACGCGCGAGCACGCAGGGAGGAGAUCCUUGGUAACGCUCGCUGGCGGGAACGACGUGGCGACGAGCUGCGUCGCUUCCAGACCGAGUUCGACGCGAAUGCAGCAGACUACCUGCGUCGCUAUGCGGAUCGUGAGUUUGCCACCGAGCUCAACGCCGCAGAGUCCCUGUGUAACGACAACCUGUCGCAUGCCAACACCUACUUUGACUCCCAUCGCACUGGUCAGGCCCUCGACUACUACAGCAAGGCCACGGCUGCUGCCGGCGCCCUGGCUGCUGACGCCCGGUUUACAGGCGUGCCUCGUGUCACCGCCUUCCUGCCGGACUUUGCGGCACGCGCCACCGCCUUCCGCACCCGCUUUGCCGAGCGCGAGUUUGCCGACCGCUUGAAGGAGGCACGCGACAAGGUCAGCACCAAUCUGUCGCACGCCAACACCUACUUUGACUCGCACCGCCGUUCGCAGGCCCUCGAGUAUCUGCAGCAGGCGCGCACCGCACUGCUCGCCUAUCGCGCCGACUCGCAGCUGUUGGCGGAAGAAUCCACGUCAGCGUGGCUUGCUGAUGUGGAUGCAGGCAUGCGCAGCUUCGAGCAGCGCUUUGCCGAGGUGGUCUUCAAGGAGCAGCUGGACAAGGCCAUCGGCGGCAUCACACAGCAGCUCACCUUCGCCGAGCAGGCCAUCACCGGGCACGCUGUCGAUGUUCCCCGCUGUCUCGCUGCGCUCAAGCUGGCGCGCCAGCAGGCCGCAGAGCUCGGUGCCGAUCCGCAGUUCCUCAACAACGACCGUGUGCACUCCUUCCUCUCGCAGGACUUUGAGGCCACCACGCGCCGCCUUGAAGCGGAGGUCCGUCGUCAGCUCGCCGCGCAGCAGCUGCGCUCUGUGCAGUCGGACUGCACGACCAACCUCAACAGCUCGCGCAUCUACUUUGCCUCACAGCAUCGCAGCCAGGCCUUUGACCUGAUCAACAAGGCCCGCGAUGCCGUCGACCGCUACGAGGACGAGCUGAAGGCAGAGCCCGUGCAGCAAGGGGAGGCUCGUGCUUUCAUCGAGCAGUUCAGGCAGCAGCUGGCCGAGUGCCAAACCACCUACUCGCAGGCGCUCUUCAACGAAGAGCUGAGCGGACUGGUUCGCGCUGCAGAGUCGAUUCUCACGGACGCGGAGGGACAGUUCGCACAACGCCGUCGUGACGUGGCACUCGAGCAGCUCGAGAAGGCCAAGGAUGCGGCGGAGAAGCUGUCGGAUCCCAAGUUCUUCGGCGUGCCACAGGUGGAGCAGUUCUUCAACGCGUGGCGUGCUCGCAUCGAGGCGUUCCACAGUGCGUUCAACAGCGCUGUGUUUGCCGAGCAGCUGACCGAAGCUGAAGACAAGGUCUGCUCGCACUUCCACCAGGCGCGUGCCUUGUUUGAUCAAGGCGUGCACGAUGGCUGUGCCGAGCAGCUUCGUGAGGCCACGUCCGCACUGGCGGCACUGGCAGGCAACCCCUCGUUCGUUGGCGUUGCUCGUGCCACGUCCUUUGUUGAGAGUGUUGGUGCCAAAGUGGCUGCCUUCCGUCAGGAGGCGAACGACACAAUCCACCGACAGGCGGUGGCCAAGCAGGUGCAAAGUAUUCGUGAGCAGUUGACCACGGCCAACACCCUGUACGGUCAUCACGCCUACUCGUCGGCGCUCGAGCAGUUCAACGCCGCCAAGGACAAGCUGAAGGCGCUCGUCGAAGCCGAUGAUUCCGCUGUCGCUCAGCACGCUCUCGUCGUGGCCUUCAAACCCGAUGCCCAGGCACUCAUCGACACGUUUGCCAAGGCCUUCGCCGCUCAGCAGCUGUCCGUGCAGGCCCGCGACUUUGUCGUGCCACUGCAAACGGUGCUCAACGGUGCUCAGGUGCUCGUCACGCGAGGGCUGUGGGACGCGCCUGCCUUGAAGGACGCAGUCACGCAGCUCAACGCUGCCCUACGUGAGCUGCCCGACCCACUGCUGGCCCACCACGCUGACGUCCGUGGUCUCAUCGAUCAGGUGGCCGCCGUGCAGAAGCAGUAUGCAGAGCGCGUGCUCACUCCCACUGCCGCAGCCCCGAUUGCCGACGCUCUUCGACAGCUGGACGGCUACGUUGCCAAGUUCAUCGAUCGUGACCAGUUCGACAAGGCCCUCGAAGCCUUCGACGAACGUGUCCGCACGCCCACUGCAUUCUUGUGGACUGCCGACACUGCAGCACUCUACGCUCUCUUGCCUGUCGUGCACGAGUUCUUUGCUCGUGUUGCCGAGUUCUGUCGUGUCCGCUUGGCCGGUCGUACAUCGCUCAUCGUCACGUCGGGUUUGUCGUCGUCUGGUGCGUCGUCGUCUGGCUCGUCUUCCGGCCCUCGUACUCUCCUGGCUGUGCUGGGUGGUACGCUCGACCCGCCUUCGUCCGAUUACCUGAAGGUGGCGACCAUCCCGUUGACCGUGGACAUCAACCCGUCGAUCUACACGGCCGUGAAGAGCGCCAACACCAUUGCCGGCCAGUUCUUCACUGCCACGCGCGAGCUGAGCCGCGCCCUUGCCAAGAUGGCGUUCAGCGAGCCGGUGCAAACGGACAUGCACAUCUGGCAUUCGACGUUUGAGAUCUUCUCGCGUGACACGGCGGGCUAUCCAAUCGAGUCCAUCGAGCAAUACAUCAAGGACUACCGUCGCUGGGUGACCGACGCCAAGCAGGACGCACCCGAAGAUGCCACCACCAAGACCUUCGUGGGCAACUUCGCCACCUUCGAAGAGCGCUGGGCUGAGAUGACGGCUUUCUGGAAGAAGGCCUCGGCCAUGGGCAAGACGCUUGGCCAGGUGAUUCUCACCGUUGGCUUCCUCAAGGCCGCCCUCGAGCAUGGCAAGGGUUGCCUUGGUCAUGCUGGCGUCCCAGUCAUCAACCUGCAUCACUCUGCCAGCAUCAUCGGUGGUUGCAGCCUUCCCAGUAGCGCCUACGACUACGAGAUCUUUUUGCUCGUCAUUGAUCGUUCUCGCCAGCUGCUGGCCAAGAUCGACGAGCUCGAGACCGCCUGGGGUGGCUUCCCCAACAAGCCCACCUUCGUGAAUGAGAUCACCGAGCUCAUCACCGAGGCGCGCAGGCUUCAUCCCCAGCACUGCAUCUGGGCGGCCAUGCAUCUCGCAGGCAACCUGUCUGGCUGCCGUGACAACUACGUGCAAGGACUGCGUCGCUUCCCCAUCGCCCGCCGCGUGCUCAAGGAGCGUCUGCGUGCCUCGUUCUUCAAGAACCACAGCCGUCGCUUGCACACCAUGAAGGAGUGCAAGCCCGUCGCCUACCACAUCAACGACGCCAUUGGCACACCCUCCGAUGUCUUUGAGGAGACUGAAGAGGAGUACGCCCUGCCCUACCAGGUCAUUGUGCCCGGACUCGCCGAGCCCAAGCAGCCCUUCGGCAACCGCGCCGACCAGUCCCAGUCAUCGCAUGCUUGGACGUCCGUGAGCAAGUCCUCCGUUGGCAAGAUUUUCUUUGCCAACGAGUUGAUCGACGCCAGCGUGUCGAGCACCUCUGCCUUCAAGUCAGAGUUCUCGGCGACCGACAACAUUUACGGCCGCGCCUGGUGGCCUCGCAGCCUCAACAACUACGCUCUGGCACUCGACAAGAAGGACGGCAAGCCCAUCUACGGUCCUGAGCAUCUGUUUAACGGCUCGGCCCACGACCUCGAGUUCCUCCUAUUCGUCACUGUCGAUGGAAAGCAGGUCAAGCGUGAAGGUCAGAUCGCUGGCGCCUUCACCUGGUUCCGCGCUUCGCAGCCAAACGCCCCCAGCCGUGGCGAACGUCACAUCCCCGGCCAGGAGACCGACUUCUGGGCCUACUCGCAGACCUGUCGUUUGCAGGUGUCCCUCAAUGAGAUCACCCAUGCUGGUGAUGACUGGGUCAACGUUGCCAACCGCUUCCGCCGGCUGUUCAAGACCCUCUGCAACGGCUCGUCGCCCUCCUCGCACAAGAUCAAGAUCGAUCUCUGCUUCCGUGUGGUCACAAACCACACGCACUUUGAGUCCAAGCCCGGCAAGGCCCCUUUCCCACUCGAAGACACGCCGAUCAGCGCCCCCAUCGCCUCGGGCGAGUUCACCGUCAAGGUCCCGGCGCGCCCCGAAGAGAUCAUCCUGCCAACCAUGUUCCGUCGUCGCAACCCCGACAUCAAGAUUCCACGUGCUGUCGCCCUCGACUAUGAGAAUCAGAUCAAGGACUGGCUCAACAAGGCCCACGGCUGGGGCGUCGGCGCCAAGGCGCUCGAGCAGACGUUCCACGUCGUCAUCGACUCGGACUGGUACGUCUGCAACACCGAGUACUUUAAGGUCACGGCGUCCAAUGGCCGCAUUGUGCUCGAAAAGGAGCCAGUUCGCUAUGGUCUUGAGUGCUACGUCUACUUUUACCGCUCGGUCGAGAAGGGCUGGUUGAAGGAGGAGAUUGCGUGCUUCAACCUCACUGCUAUGGCCCAGCAAUCUCGCAACCCCGCCAGCGCACCUCCUUUCACUGGCGUUGCCGUCGGUAGCAACUUCACCUUCGAUGCUGAUCUUCUCCCCGACGACGUCCUCGCAAACAUCAAGCGCUGCCCUGAACCGCUCCGCAGCGGUCUCUUUGACCUUGACAAACUUCCCCACCUUGACUAUGCCUCUUGGGUUGGUCCUCAAGCACCAAUGUUCUCUGGUGUUGCCGCUGCCUCCUCCUCCUCUUCCUCAUAAACAGUUCGCCCUCCGCCUUGCUUUGGGUUUGGGAACGCAACAUGUUUUGUUUUCUUCGUUUCCUCAAACCCGAAACCCUUCUUGUGCAGUUGUUUUUGUUUGUUUCUUUGUUUCUUUGUUUCUUCGUUUCUUUGUUUCUUUGUUUCUUCGUUUCUUUGUUUCUUUGUUUCUUUGUUUGUUUGUUUCUUUGUUUCUGUGUUUCUGUGUUUCUUUGUUUCUUUGUUU
Capsaspora owczarzaki ATCC 30864 is the source of this 7678-nucleotide messenger RNA. RefSeq lists its product as hypothetical. The record is from RefSeq and is a predicted model, not a curated record. The coding region runs from base 14 to 7453 and encodes 2479 amino acids. NCBI's taxonomy places the organism in Eukaryota, Filasterea, Ministeriida, Capsasporidae. The transcript has a single exon.